AUGGCUAUUACUAGUAGUGAUUAUGAAUACCUAUUAUUAAAAAAUAAUUUUAAUAUAUAAAAUAUUGAAUUACUAACAUUUUUUUAUUAAACUCCUUAAAAAAUUGAUAAAAAACUUAUAAACUUUAAUAGGAGAAAGAACUUUUCAUAUAUUUCUAAUAUAAUAAAUGAUCAUAAUUUAGAUUAAUUAAAUUUUUUAGUAAAAAAAGUAUGGCCUGGUAUAUAAAAGUAAUUACCUGAAGCAUAAUUGCAUAUAUUUGGAUCUGCAAACAAUUAAGAGUUGAAUAAUUUAUAAAAUAUCAAUAUAUUUUAAAGAGGUUAUAUUGAAGAUAUAGAUAGACUUUAAAGAUAUAAAGUUAUGCUAGUGCCAACAAGAUACAAUUCUGGAGUAUAAAAUAAAAUUAUAGAAAGUUGGAAUAAUUAUACUCCAGUAGUCACAACUCUUAUAGGAGCUGAAGGAAUGUUUUAUGAUUCUACUUAUGAAAAAAUAUAUGCAAAUAUAGAUGAAAAUUAAUAUACUUUUAAAUAUUAAACAGAGUUAGUUUGUACCGAGAUUUGGGGGAUUAUUUUAGAAUUAGAAUGCAGGUGA
Messenger RNA from Ichthyophthirius multifiliis, 588 nucleotides. RefSeq lists its product as hypothetical. Lineage: Eukaryota; Ciliophora; Oligohymenophorea; Hymenostomatida. The transcript has 3 exons. The record is from RefSeq and is a predicted model, not a curated record.